This is a messenger RNA of Sinocyclocheilus anshuiensis, 1824 nucleotides long. Its product is annotated as erythropoietin-like. Gene Ontology annotation, molecular function: hormone activity; cytokine activity; erythropoietin receptor binding. Bases 263 to 814 code for a protein of 183 amino acids. Gene Ontology annotation, cellular component: extracellular region. The record is from RefSeq and is a predicted model, not a curated record. The transcript is spliced from 5 exons. Gene Ontology annotation, biological process: nucleate erythrocyte development. Lineage: Eukaryota; Metazoa; Chordata; Actinopteri; Cypriniformes; Cyprinidae.
UCGUGGAGUGAGGGGGAAUUGACAUUCAUAGAAAGCUUGCCAAUAGGGUUCCGCAAAGCCGAACGGGUCGCAGUACGUGCCUCGUGGGAAGGGACGGUGUCAUUGUAUUUGAUCGCCUGUGCGUCGCACGGAGUACUUGGAAGCAGCGCGUAGGGCUGGAUGCGUCUGUGCUCGAGGCUAUCCAUGUCUUUUGUGCCACCGGUUGAGCUGUCUUUGCGCGAUUUUUAAUCAUGUGUUUGAAAAAUGCCAAGUUGUUUUGCGAAUGUUUCACGGUUCAGGACUCUUUGCCUUACUGCUGAUGGUGCUGGAGUGGACCCGUCCAGGCCUGUCCUCCCCAUUACGCCCCAUCUGUGACCUGCGCGUCCUCGACCAUUUCAUUAAGGAGGCUUGGGAUGCAGAGGCUGCUAUGAGAGCGUGUAAGGAUGCUUGCAGCAUUGCAACAAACUUCACUGCUCCUCUGACAAGAGUUGAUUUUGAUGUCUGGGAAGCAAUGAAUAUAGAGGAGCAAGCUCAGGAGGUCCAGUCAGGCUUACAUGUGCUGAACGAGACCAUCAGCUCAUUACAGGCAUCUAAUCAGACUGACGUGCUGCAGUCCCACAUAGAUGCCAGUAUUAGCAACAUUGCCAGCAUCAGACAAGUGCUGCGAAGUCUCAGCAUACCAGAAUAUGUACCUCCUGCCAGUGGUGGAGAAGACAAGGAGAUGCAGAACGUAUCCUCAAUCUCAGAGCUGUUUCAGGUCCACAUCAACUUCCUGCGGGGAAAAGUGCGUCUUCUGCUUGCCAAUGCACCUGUCUGCCAUCAAGGUGUCAGCUGAUAGACAAUUUUGAGCAAGGGCCAAACUAAUUGGAGCUCCUCAUAUCAGGAGGCAGGAUAAUGGGCUAUUACAAAGGAUAUGUUGCCGGGGUUUGAAUGACUGGGAGUUGUAGCACUUUGAAAGAUUUACUCACAAAGGGAAAAGAAGACAUCCCCCAGAAUGCCAAGUGCCCCCUUUGGCUGUCUUCUCUCUCUGUGUUGAGCCUUUGCAGUCCCACCUGCGUUACCUGGCAAAAAUCAACCAGACGCAAUAAUGAAACUUCAAGAAAUCACUCCUCUUUCCCCAUAUGACUGUUGGCACUUGCCCAGCUCAACUGGGAAGCUUUAUCUGGGACUUUUUAAGUGUUUUGUAUUACAUUAUUUAUAUAGAUGAUAUUUCUUAGAGCUGGAAUCACUUGCUUUUGCAGGUUCUUUUCUGAAGCUAUUCAAGUGAAGACCUCUCUUCCUCCAUUUACUGUGGCCUCAAGCACCUCCAAACAUUGAACUGUUGAUAGAGAAGUCUACUUAUCAAUAUUAAAUAUGCACUGUAGGUUUUAUAUUCAUUUCAGUGUUACGUUUAUGUGUGUGUGUGUGUGUGUGUGUGUGUGUGUGUACGUGUGUGACUUUAGUGAAUGCUGCAGGGAAUGUUUCAAGCGUCGGGGAGGAAGGUUGUAAUGCUGAAUUCUUACGGGUCAGUUGGGGUGAACAGGAUGAGGGACGAGAUUGCUGCUUGUGUCGGGGGAAUUGGAAGCUUUUGUGAGAGCUGAUGAGGCUCUGUGUUAGCUCAUGUCUGAAUUACGCGGUCUUGUGCAGAUAACGUCGCUGCCAGGAAAAAUAUUGAUUAGUGUGUGUAUGACAAACAUCCUGGCCUGCUUCCACUUCACGCACGACACUGCAUAUUUGCCUUUGGGAAAUGAUCGUAAGGUUGACAUUUUGUUUCUCUUUUUCUGGAUAACUUGUUUCUGUUUUUCGUAAAUAGCCUGUUUUUUUUACAUCUGUCAAUCAGUCUCUGUCUAGAUGCAACAAAGUAUG